UUUGCCCUUCUAAUAAUGGCAUUCUUUAGUAAAAUGCAGGGUCUUGAAGCUGAAAAUGCCUUCACACAAUAUUGGGAAAAAUAUAUUGGUCUUCCACACCCUCCACAUUGGUUAGCUGCAAAGGCUUCUCCAUUAAACCUCCAUCAAGUGGCAGUGUUUAUGAAACUUAUGAAGGAAAAUGAAUUGGCUUCCCACCUACAUUCAUUUUGUAAGCAGGCUAAUGUUGCUUGUUCUACAAAUGCAUUGGUAAACAAGACAACAAAUGGCAAAACCCUACCACCAAUUGCCCAGUGGAAUGGUGUCAAAGAGACAUACGAUGAUCUUCCCAAUGAAACACCCCUAUCAGUUGCCAACCAAGGGGGGCUGCCUUAUUUCCGAGAGUCAAUGGUGAAAAAAGGAGGUAUCAGGCCUAUCCCAGAUCUAAGGGACCCAAUAUCAUACAAAUCGUUCUUGCCGCGAUCUUUGGUAUCAAAAAUCCCAUUUUCCUUUGCUCGAAUCAAGGAAUUGAAGAAGAUUUUUGGUGUGGUGGAUGACUCAGACAUGGAUGAGUAUAUUCAAAAAACCCUCAUGAUAUGUGAGAAAAGCCCCAUUCGAGGCGAACAAUACACUUGUGCAACUUCCGCGGAGGACCUCAUCGACUUUGUUGUUGAGAAAUUAGGGCAUCAUAUACGCAUAUGGAGUACUAAGAGCAUCGAAGGAUCUUAUGAGAAUGUCACAAUUGGAUCUGUGAAACUCAUCCAUGGAAAUCUCUCUGAACCACCAGUUUUAUGUCAUAGUAUGCCAUUCCUAUUUCAAGUCUAUUAUUGCCAUGUAUUCCAUAAAGUUAAAGUAUAUGCAGUUGAUAUACUUACUCGGAAGAAACUGAAUCAUGUGAUCAUGGCAUGCCACUAUGACACAUCAACUUGGAAUCCAAACAAUAUUGCUUUUAAGCAGUUGGGUUUUGGCCCAGGAAUAAUCGAAGUUUGUCAUUGGAUAAACGAGAAUGGAAUGGUUUGGACAAAGACUCUAACUUGAGAGGCGUUUAAAAAUUUGAUUUUUCUUCCAAAUCCCUUGUUUGUGUUACAUGUUAACGCUUAUGCUAUUUGAAUGAUAAAUAAUGACCUAUUUUGGCUUGCUUCUUG
Messenger RNA from Telopea speciosissima, 1121 nucleotides. RefSeq names its product polygalacturonase non-catalytic subunit AroGP2-like. NCBI's taxonomy places the organism in Eukaryota, Viridiplantae, Streptophyta, Magnoliopsida, Proteales, Proteaceae. The coding region runs from base 16 to 1014 and encodes 332 amino acids. The record is from RefSeq and is a predicted model, not a curated record. The transcript has 2 exons.